CUGUCUGGUGCGGGAGGGAGGCGCGUUUUCUUGCUUCUCCUGCUGCUGCUGCCCCGGCCGGGGAGGCUGGCUGCGCAGAGGCGAACUCCUGGGCGCGCGUUCCCUCCCCCUGCAGCAGGAGAGAUCGAGUAGCGGAGGGGAGGAGGCGGCGGCGGCGGAGGGGUUUCCUUCCUUUCUCUCCCUCGGUUUGUUUAGCUGGGCUGCGGGCUGCUUCUCUCCUUCGCCAGCGCCGCUGGGGGAGGUGUGCAGGAAAGGCCUUGGAAGGGAGAAGAGCGAGAGGAUCCCCCGCGCCCCUUUAGUCAGUUUAGGCGCGUGCGGGGAUGCCCGUGCUGCUGGCUGGCUGCCUCAGCCGCUGAAGUGGUCUUCGCGGGAGCAGGCGGGUUGGAGGCUGCUUUACUCAACGUCGCGUAGUAGCGGCAGCAGCUCCUCCUGGCAGCACGUCCUAGUUGACCGGGUAACCGAGGGGGAGUCGCUGAGGAAUGUGGCGUCUGUGCGGCUCGGAGGCGCCUUCCUGAGGUGAAAUGGUGGCUUCUGGUCCUCUCGCUGUUGCUGUGCGGGAGAAAGGGCUAGCAGCCAUGCAUAAAGUGUUGGAGGAUCCUACCAGGGAUGCAGUGAUGAGCUGAAAGGCAAAGGCAGGGACCUCUGUGUUGGGUUGUCUUUCUGAGGAGUGGCAGCUAUCAUGACUGUCUUCAGGCAAGAAAAUCUGGAAGAUCACUAUGAGAUUGGAGAGGAACUUGGAAGUGGGCAGUUUGCUGUAGUAAGAAAAUGUCGUGAGAAGACCACUGGUGCACAGUAUGCUGCAAAAUUCAUCAAGAAACGUAGAACAAAAUCUAGCCGUCGGGGAGUGAGUCGAGAAGACAUUGAGCGAGAAGUAAACAUAUUAAAAGAAAUCCAGCACCCCAAUGUGAUCACACUGCAUGAUGUUUAUGAGAGUAAAAUGGAUGUCAUUCUUAUUCUGGAACUUGUUGCAGGAGGAGAACUCUUUGAUUUUUUAGCUGAAAAGGAAUCUUUGACUGAAGAAGAGGCCACUGAGUUUCUCAAGCAAAUUCUUAAUGGUGUUAACUAUCUGCACUCUCUGCAAAUUGCACACUUCGAUCUCAAGCCUGAGAACAUAAUGCUGCUGGAUAGAAAUGUACCAAAACCUCGUAUCAAGAUCAUUGACUUCGGCUUGGCACACAAAAUAGACUUUAGUAAUGAGUUUAAGAACAUUUUUGGAACACCAGAAUUUGUUGCUCCUGAAAUAGUAAACUAUGAACCACUGGGACUUGAGGCAGAUAUGUGGAGCAUUGGUGUAAUAACUUACAUUCUUCUAAGUGGUGCAUCACCAUUUCUUGGAGAGACUAAACAAGAAACAUUAGCCAAUGUGUCUGCAGUGAACUAUGACUUUGAAGAAGAAUUCUUCAGUAAUACCAGUGCUCUGGCUAAAGAUUUUAUAAGAAGACUUCUAGUUAAGGAUCCAAAGAAAAGAAUGACCAUUCAAGACAGCUUGCAACACUCAUGGAUCAAGCCUAAAGAUACCCUGCAAGCACUUAGUAGAAAAGCAUCUGCUGUAAAUAUGGAGAAAUUCAAAAAGUUUGCAGCACGAAGAAAAUGGAAACAAUCUGUGCGUUUAAUAUCAUUAUGCCAAAGACUAUCAAGAUCCUUUUUGUCCAGAAGUAACAUGAGUGUGGCUAGGAGUGAUGAUACUCUGGAUGAGGAAGAUUCAUUUGUAAUGAAAGCCAUUAUUCAUGCAAUCAAUGAUGACAACGUUCCUGGUCUCCAGCAUCUUCUGGGGUCUUUGACCAAUUAUGAUGUCAAUCAGCCCAACAAGCAUGGGACACCUCCAUUUCUGAUUGCUGCUGGAUGCGGAAAUAUUCAAAUGCUUCAGUUAUUCCUAAAGCGAGGUGCCCACAUUGGUGUACAGGAUAAGGCAGGAUCUAAUGCAAUAUAUUGGGCAUCUCGACAUGGUCAUGUAGAAACUCUGAAAUUUCUUCAUGCUAAUAAGUGCUCUUUGGAUGCAAGAGACAAGUCUGGAGAAACUGCCCUCCAUGUGGCAUCUCGGUAUGGUCAUGUUGAUGUGGUUCAGUACCUGUGCAGCAUUGGAUCAAAUCCAAAUUUUCAAGAUAAGGAAGAAGAAACCCCUUUACACUGUGCUGCUUGGCAUGGCUACUACCUUGUUACCAAAGCACUUUGUAAGGCCGGUUGUAAUGUGAACAUUAAAAAUAAAGAAGGGGAAACUCCACUCUUGACAGCUUCGGCUAGAGGUUACCAUGAUAUUGUGGAAUGUUUGGCGGAGCAUGGCGCUGAACUUGAUGCAACUGACAAGGAUGGACACAUAGCCCUUCACCUUGCAGUCCGAAGGUGCCAAAUGGAAGUGGUGAAGAUACUCAUCCGUCAGGGGAGUUCUAUAGAUUUCCAAGAUAGACAUGGGAACACUCCUCUUCACGUAGCCUGUAAAGAUGGGAAUGUCCCAAUUGUGAUGGCACUCUGUGAGACAAACUGUAACAUUGAUAUCACAAAUAAGUAUGGGCGAACACCAUUACAUCUGGCAGCAAACAAUGGGAUUCUUGAUGUUGUAAGAUACCUCUGCCUCAGUGGAGCAAAUGUGGAAGCUUUAACUUCUGAUGGAAAAACAGCAGAAGAUCUGGCUAGAGCAGAACAGCAUGAACAUGUAGCAAGUCUGCUUACAAGGCUAAAAAAGGACACACACAGAGCACUGUUCAUCCAGCAUCUUAGAGCAACUCAUAAUUUACAGCCCAGAAUAAAACUUAAACUCUUUGGCCACUCUGCAUCUGGAAAAACUGCUCUUGUGGAAUCUCUAAAGUGUGGCCUCCUGAGAAGCUUUUUCAGAAGGCGCAGACCAAGGCUUUCCUCUACAAACUCAGUCAGGUUUCCUCCUUCACCUUUAUCUAAUAAGCCAUCAGUUUCAGUAAGUAUUACAAAUCUGUACCCAGGCUGUGAGAAUGUUAGUGUAAGAAGCCGGAGUAUGAUGUUUGAACCUGGCCUGACCAAAGGGAUGUUGGAAGUAUUUGUUUCACCCUCUCAUCAUUCCCAUUGCUCAACAGAUGACCAGUCUACUAAGGCCAUUGAUGUUCAGAAUGCUUAUCUGAAUGGAAUUGGCGAUUUCAGUGUGUGGGAAUUCUCUGGGAAUCCUGUCUAUUUCUGCUGCUAUGAUUAUUUUGCUGCAAAUGAUCCCACCUCAGUUCAUAUUGUGCUUUUUAGUCUUGAGGAGCCCUAUGAAAUACAAUUGAACCAAGUGACCUUUUGGCUUAGUUUCCUAAAGUCCCUUGUUCCAGUUGAAGAACCAAUAGCAUUCGGAGGAAGGCUAAAAACCCCUCUGCACGUUGCAUUGGUGGCUACUCAUGCUGACAUUGUCAAUCUUCCACGUUCUGCUGGAGGAGAGUUUCAGUAUGACAAAGAUACUUCCCUUUUAAAAGAAAUUAGAAACAGGUUUGGGAAUGACCUUCACAUUUUGGACAGAUUAUUUAUUUUAGAUGCUGGAGCAUCUGGCUCAAAAGAUAUGAAGAUUCUCCGAAACCACCUUCAAGAAUUACGUAGUCAAAUUAUCACUACUUGCCCACCCAUGACUCACUUGUGUGAAAAAAUCAUUUCCACUCUACCAUCCUGGAGAAAAAUCAAUGGACCCAACCAGCUCAUGUCAUUGCAACAGUUUGUGUAUGAUGUGCAAGAUCAGCUUAAUCCAUUAGCAAGUGAAGAUGACCUAAGACAUAUUGCCCAGCAGCUGCACAGUAUAGGAGAAAUAAAUAUCAUGCAGAGUGAGACGGUCCAAGAUGUUGUUCUGUUGGAUCCUCGGUGGCUGUGUUCGAAUGUCCUUGGAAAGCUGCUGUCUGUGGAGAACCCCAAAGCCCUCCAUCACUACAGAGGUAGAUAUACAAUAGAGGACAUCCAGCGUUUGAUACCAGAUAGUGACAUAGAAGAACUUAUACAAAUCUUGGAUGCCAUGGACAUCUGUGCAAGAGACCUCAGCAGUGGAACAAUGAUUGAUAUUCCUGCCUUGAUCAAAACUGAUAGCCUCCAUAGAUCUUGGGCUGAUGAGGAGGAUGAAGUUAUGAUUUAUGGUGGUGUUAGAAUUGUUCCCGUGGAACACCUGACUCCACUACCUUGUGGAAUUUUUCAUAAAGUUCAGGUGAAUCUGUGUAGGUGGAUUCAUCAACAGAGCACAGAGGGAGAUGCAGAUAUACGCUUAUGGAUAAAUGGGUCAAAGAUUGUGAACCGUGGAGCUGAGCUUCUUGUGCUGCUUGUUAACAAUGGUCAAGGUAUUGAGGUCCAAGUUCGAGGACUAGAAACUGAGAAGAUCAAAUGCUGCUUAUUUCUAGACUCUGUGUGCAGUACCAUUGAUAACUUGAUGGCCACAACAUUGCCAGGGCUCUUAACAGUCAAACAUUACCUUAGCCCUCAGCAGCUGAGGGAACACCAUGAACCAGUAAUGAUCUACCAUCCAAGAGAUUUUUUCCGGGCACAAAGUCAAAAGGAUACUUCAUUGACUAAUACCAUGGGUGGCUAUAAAGAAAGCUUUAGCAGUAUAUUGUGUUUUGGAAGUCUUGAUGUCUACUCACAGGGAAGUUUGGGGAUGGAUAUCCAUGUAUCAGACCUGAAUCUGCUUACAAGGAGGAAAUUGAGUCGACUUUUGGAUCCACCUGAUCCCAUGGGCAAGGAUUGGUGCCUUCUUGCUAUGAACCUGGGCCUUCCUGACCUUGUUGCAAAGUAUAAUAUGAACAAUGGUUGUCAAAACAUUUUUGUCCCAAGCCCAUCUCAUGCCCUUCUGCAGGAAUGGGGAAAUGCCCCUGAAAGUACUGUGGGUAUCCUAAUGUCUAAGCUGAGGGAAUUAGGCCGCAGAGAUGCAGCUGACUUUUUACUGAAAGCAUCCUCUGUGUUUAGAGUCAGCUUAGAUGUGAAUGGCCAAGAGGCCUAUGCUUCAAGCUGUAACAGUGGGACAUCUUAUAACUCAAUUAGCUCAGUUGUCUCCCGGUAAAAACAAAUGCCAGAAAGCACAUGUUCUUUUGAUUGCAUAUAGUGACGAAGAAUUCAGUAUGGCAGAGUUUUGUAUGUAUUUAUAAGUUUCUACAUUUAUGGAUCACCAUCUUUCCCCAGCUUCACUUUUUAAGUGAACAAUCUUCCUACUUUUUAACUGUGAACUAUUGCUCUUAUUUUAGUUAAGAAAAGGCUGGUGUAUUUCUGGUAUUUUACAGUCUAUUUCUGAGUAUACAUUGUGCCGCUGAUAUACUGUCAUUUUAACUGGAAGGACUCCGCUUUUCAGUAGCCAACCGUUUUUUAAAAUCAUUUUUCCUAACAAGAUGACUACAUGUUGAUUUAAAGCUAAUUUCAUAUGCCCUGAUUUUUCAUUGUGCUUGUUUAAUUUUUAAAAAAUAUUUAUAGCAAAACAAACAAUGAUAGUCUAUUUGGAUUUUAACACCAUGCUUAGAAAUGAAAAAGCGAGUGCCUUUUGCAAAAGAUUAUGUGGAUUAAAAUCAAGUGAUCUUGUUAAAGCUGUAAGACAAUGCUACCUCUAUUUCACUGUCUGCAUGCUGGUUGUUACAAGUGGUGCUUGCCUUUGUGUUUUCCUGAAGUUUUAAGAUAUUUGGUAACAUGAAUCUUGUUCUCAUGUUGGAUACCAUGAGGGUACAAACAUGUAAGACAUUUAUCAGUUUUUUAAAAUUUCAGUUGAAGUGGAAUGAAAACCUAAAAACCCCGUGAACUUGCACCUUCCAUUAUUUCCACAUAUCUCAGGAAAAGAUUUUACAUAGUUGUAGAGCUCACCAUGGCACAUACACAAGUGUUAGCUAAACAGACUUAUUCUGUAUUUAACAGUGAUCAUUUGUGCAGAGCAAAUGAUUUUUCACUUUCAGAUACUGAUGUGCUUAUUUCUUAUACUUGAAGGUUUGUCUUUUCUUUUUUUAAAAAAAGAUAGCAAGAAUUUCUUGCAGUAAGAGAAUUUAAAAUUGGUAUAAGGGAACAAGACUAUUUCUUUUGUCCUGAAAAGCAUGUAAUUUUAAUGGUACAAGAUAUAUUAUGUGUAUAUACGUAUAUAAUGUAUGUAUAUAAAUUAAUACAGGUUUUCCUUAAUCUUUGUUGUAGUAAAUUUUAAAGGAUUUUUUACAAAUAAAUUGCUGCCUGUUGCAUCUUU
Molecule: messenger RNA, 6124 nt
Organism: Hemicordylus capensis (graceful crag lizard)
Lineage: Eukaryota; Metazoa; Chordata; Lepidosauria; Squamata; Cordylidae
Gene: DAPK1
Product: death associated protein kinase 1
Exons: 26
Coding region: 680-4972 (1430 amino acids)
Biological process (GO): positive regulation of apoptotic process; intracellular signal transduction; MyD88-dependent toll-like receptor signaling pathway
Cellular component (GO): cytoplasm; nucleus
Molecular function (GO): ATP binding; protein serine/threonine kinase activity; TIR domain binding
Source: RefSeq, a predicted model, not a curated record